Molecule: messenger RNA, 969 nt
Organism: Didymodactylos carnosus
Lineage: Eukaryota; Metazoa; Rotifera; Eurotatoria; Philodinida; Philodinidae
Source: the annotation of a GenBank genome assembly
AUGGCUCACCGGUGUAACACUACGCUUGAAACCGCCUGGAAUAAAGAAAAUGCAGAACAUCCAACAUUUGCUGCGUUCAAUCUUGCGAUUCGUGAAUUACGUAAAUAUGUUAAUCAAUCAAGUGGUAUUCAAGACAAGUUACCAAAGACAUUGAAAGGUGGGUGUGGUACACGUGCUUGGCGUUCAUAUUUUACCAUUCACGAUUCUUUAAAUGCUUCUAUUGAACAACUUAAUAAUGUACUUCGUGAAAGACAAGAACAACAUCGAUUAUUCAACAUUGAUCCAAUUUUGGUAAAGGAAAUUGUUAAAUUAAUGAAUCCAUUUUCAAUGAUUUUCGACAAACUCGAAAUGGCUAAUAUACCUACAUUACAAAACGUGGUGCCUAACUAUUAUCGUAUGAUGAACGAUGUUCGUGCUGAUAUAAAUGAUCAUAAGAUAGUUGAUGCAUUAAAAACCAAAAUUCGAUCUUGUCUUGAUGAUAAAUUUUUAUCUUCGAUUUUACCAAUUCAUUGGGUUGCUACUUACUUGGAUCCAUCGUUUAAAUCUUUUUCGUUUGUUUCGGAUCGUUCGUAUUUGGAAACACAGAAGAAAACUGUUCGAAAAGGUUUACAUAUAUUAAUGUCUAAUAUUAUCCAUCAUCCAGAUAUUUCCUGCACACUACAACAUUCAUUCGACAAUUCACCACCAUCGAAACGAAUGAAAAAAGAUGAUCCAUUCUCCGAUUUUCUUAAUGCAAAAACCACAAAACAUCCAUCAAAUGGUAACCGAAAUGCAUUAACAAUAGAGUUAGAUCGACAAAUUCAAAUGUACGACAGUAUGGAAAUCGAUGACGAUUACGACAAUAAUCCAUUUACAUUUUGGUAUAGACACAAAGGUGAUCUUUCGCUUCUCGCCAAAAUUUCGAAGUCUUUGUUGGUAAUUCCUGCCUCGUCGGUAGGUAUGCACCAGUUACAGUUUUUUACCAGUUAA